Rattus rattus (black rat) is the source of this 1200-nucleotide messenger RNA. RefSeq names its product SEC14-like protein 3. Gene Ontology annotation, cellular component: cytoplasm; nuclear speck. The record is from RefSeq and is a predicted model, not a curated record. NCBI's taxonomy places the organism in Eukaryota, Metazoa, Chordata, Mammalia, Rodentia, Muridae.
AUGAGUGGCCGAGUUGGAGACCUGAGCCCCAAGCAGGCAGAGACCCUGGCCAAGUUCCGAGAAAAUGUCCAGGAUGUGCUGCCCGCCCUGCCAAACCCUGAUGACUAUUUUCUUCUUCGUUGGCUCCGAGCUCGGAACUUUGACCUACAGAAAUCAGAGGCCAUGCUCCGCAAGUACAUGGAGUUCCGGAAGACCAUGGACAUUGAUCACAUCCUUGACUGGCAGCCCCCAGAGGUGAUCCAGAAGUACAUGCCCGGAGGCCUGUGUGGCUAUGACCGGGACGGCUGCCCUGUGUGGUAUGACAUUAUCGGGCCACUGGACCCCAAAGGGCUGCUUUUCUCAGUCACCAAGCAGGACCUGUUGAAGACUAAGAUGAGGGACUGUGAACGUAUCCUGCACGAGUGUGACCUGCAGACAGAGCGGCUGGGGAGGAAGAUUGAAACCAUUGUGAUGAUAUUUGACUGUGAAGGUCUGGGCCUGAAGCACUUCUGGAAACCUCUGGUGGAAGUGUACCAGGAGUUCUUUGGCCUCCUUGAAGAGAAUUACCCAGAGACCCUGAAGUUCAUGCUCAUUGUGAAAGCCACCAAACUGUUCCCCGUGGGCUACAACCUCAUGAAGCCAUUCCUGAGUGAGGACACACGGAGGAAGAUCGUAGUGUUGGGAAACAGCUGGAAGGAAGGUUUGCUGAAACUCAUCAGUCCUGAGGAACUGCCUGCCCAUUUGGGGACACUGACUGACCCAGAUGGGAACCCGAAAUGUUUAACCAAGAUCAACUACGGUGGGGAGAUUCCCAAGUCCAUGUAUGUGCGUGACCAGGUGAAGACCCAGUAUGAGCACUCGGUGCAGAUUAGCCGCGGCUCCUCCCAUCAGGUGGAAUACGAGAUCCUGUUCCCAGGCUGCGUCCUCAGGUGGCAGUUCUCAUCUGACGGAGCAGACAUUGGCUUUGGAGUUUUCCUCAAGACCAAGAUGGGGGAGAGGCAGAAGGCAGGGGAGAUGACCGAGGUGCUAACCAGCCAGCGCUACAAUGCCCACAUGGUGCCUGAGGACGGGAGCCUCACCUGCACCGAGGCUGGUGUCUACGUCCUGCGCUUCGACAACACCUAUAGCUUCGUCCAUGCCAAGAAGGUCAGCUUCACGGUUGAAGUGCUCCUCCCAGACGAGGGCAUGCAGAAGUACGAUGAGGAGCUCACCCCUAUCUAG